UCUGCUUGAUGGUAUGAUCCUUGUCUGUCAUCACCUGAUUGGUCGCAUGGACGUCAUUAACACAACAUUCAGUCACAGUCAGUGCAUGGAGUGCCAGUGGCGCGGAGAACAUCGUCUUAUCAUUCUGCCUUAAAUUAAGUAAAGAAAAAAAAAAACGGCUCUCGGACAGGAGCCGGCUCUUAUCGUUCACUUAAAAGAGCCGGCUCAAUGAACCGGCUCGUUCGCGACCAACACAUCACUACAAGAUAACAGGAACGCACAUGAAUAUUGUGUUUCUCACCGGAGCAUUUUAUGCAACGGACUGUCAACAAAUAAAAUGUCACCUUAGUUAGCUGAAGUCUCCUCGACGCUACAGAUGUCAGGUGAAAGCUCGUGUCGGUGUUAAAGAAGAUCAUCAGAGCUGCUGGAGGCUAAACACUGAACUGCUGGAGGCUGAACACUGAACUGCAGUGAAGUCAUGGUGCUGAAGAUCUUCUUCCCGCAGUGCUGUAACCGGGCUGACAGCGGCCUGCUGGUCGGCCGCUGGAUCUCCGGCCAUGACUCUGCCGUGGUGCUGGCGGUCAUCCACUACCCGUUCAUUCCCGGACAGGUCAAACAGUACAUCCAGCAGAUUCAGAGCCAGAGUAAGGUGGAGCUGUCGGUGCUGGGCUCGUGGAGUUUACCCAAAGAGGGUCAGGAGGGCAUGGAGAGCUUCCUCAGAGACCUCAGCACCAUCUUCCCCCAGGAACGCUGGCUCCAGAUCAACCGCGAGAUCGGCAAGACGGGCUUCACCUGCCAGAUCCUCAACCGGGAUCAGAAUGGAAGAUUAGUUCAGCCGGAGACUAAAAAGAAGAAUGAGAAAGGUGAUGGAGCGGCUGGAGAUGAUGAAGAGCAGCAGCAGCAGGAGGAGGAGGAGGAGAAGGUGAUCUUCGUCCACUACGAGCAGAGGAAGGUGAUGCUGUCGCAGCUUCACCCCAUCGAGAACGGUGUUCCCGACCCCAAAACUGAUCCACCGUCUGAGCUGAGACAGAUGUUCCACACGGUGGCCAACAGCCAGCCUCUGUUCUUCCUGGACAGAUACGACGACGGGCCACUGAAGUCGACCCACUGGCAGACUGAAGGCCGAGAGGCCAGCAUCAUCGUGGAAUUGUUCAAACAUGCCUCCGUACCGCUCUGUAUGCUCAUCAGCUGGCUGCUCUCCAUAUGGACCUGGAUCUGUGACAUCCGGCUCUUCAGUCUUUACCCGCUGCGCUUCCUGUCCAGUAAGCUGUCCACCUGUGUCCAGCUCAGCUACAGAACACAACACAUGAAGACGCUCAGCUCACCGAAACCCACCGCCGGACACACACAGUUCAUGAGGAAAGCGAACAUCGUGGUGUCGUUCCUGGUGGAUGUGGCUCUCGGCAUGUUGCUCAUGUGGUGGCUCUACAGAGACAACCACAUCACCAUGUUGGCCAAUACACUGGUGCCUGCAGCUGAUCAUGUGGCUAAAGAGCUGGAGGAGCUGCUGCAGUGGCUGAUGGGAGCUCCAGCAGGGCUGAAGAUGAACCGGGCCCUGGACCAGGUUCUGGGCCGCUUCUUCCUCUACCACAUUCACCUCUGGAUCAGCUACAUCCACCUGAUGUCUCCCUUCAUCGAGGGCAUCCUGUGGUACGGAGGCCUGUCGGCCUGCUUCGGCCUGACCUUUGCCCUCUCGCUGCUCUCUGACAUGGUCGCCCUGCUCACCUUCCACAUCUACUGCUUCUACGUCUACGGAGCCAGGUUGUACUGUCUGAAGAUCUACGGCCUCUCGUCUCUCUGGAGGCUCUUUAGAGGGAAGAAGUGGAACGUCCUGCGGCAGAGAGUGGACUCCUGCUCUUACGACAUGGACCAACUCUUCAUUGGGACGCUGCUGUUCACGGUCCUGCUGUUCCUGCUGCCCACCACGGCGCUCUACUACCUGGUCUUCACUCUGUUGCGGCUGGUGGUGGUGCUGUUCCAGGGUGUCCUCCACCUCAGUGUAGACUUCAUCAACUCCUUCCCUCUGUUCGCUAUGGGGCUCCGCAUCACUCGGUCGUACAGACUCGCAGAGGGUGUAAAGUUCAGGGUGCUGUGUGAAGAGCCUGGGACGGCCCUGCACCUGCUGAUGGAGAUGAACCCUCUGAAGUGCAGCACAGUGGUUCAGACCUACCGCACCCCGACUUACAGCUGUUACCCCAAAGACUCUUGGGCUGGCCUGGUCAAGAAACUGUUUGUCGGGGAGCUGAUUUACCCCUGGAGACACAAAACCACCAAGACUGACUGAGAGACAUCAGCCGGAGAAAAGGAGAGAUGAGGGAACAAAGGAAAGGGAAGUGACUGAAUAAAUAAUGAGAUGGAAACAGACAGAUGGAGGGAAAGAGGCGAGCAAGGGUGAAAUCAGUAAAAAAAAAGACCUCUGAGUUACGCUGCUUUCAUGUUAGAUCGGAAGAACGUCACAGAAAGUGUGUGCUAAAAAGACUGAAACUGCCAGGUCAGCACACCUUAUCUGAUCAGCGCGAGAAAGAAGAACAAAUAUUAGUUUAUAUUUUAGAACGCAGCGAAACAUGGCAACAUCAGCCGCAAACCUAAAAACCAGCAAGUAGUCCCGUCCUGCUGUCGUAAGAACUGUGAUCAUAAAAUGACUUUCAGUACAUUAAUUUUACAUACACAAUCAUUUUAUUAAGGACUUGACAUCAGGUGUUUUCUUUUGUUGUAGAGGUCAGAAAUUAAAUUAAAUAUGAAAACUUACACUCCAGUAAUUAACUUAUAUGCACCAUGUUUCCAUCAAGGAAACAACACUAGAGGACCAAAACAAUUCUGUUUGAAUGUGGGACACAAAUAUCCCACAUUAUCAAAUAAAAGUAAUUUAAAAUCCUCAGAUGAGACUUGAAAAUCCGACAGCAUAUUAGGGCAUUGUAAUUUAAAAAAUAAAUAAUUCUGGAGCCGGGGGAGGUGGGUAAUAUUUGCUAGAACGUUACUAUUUAAAACACUUUAGACUUGCACUGAAACCUGCGCAAGCAUGAUACUGUUUAUGCAGAAGUGUUUCAAAUAGUAAGGUUUUAGUGAAGAUGCGUGUGUUUGGGAAGUAGUGAGCACCAGACUGAAUAAAUGAGACUUGGAUUAUA
Molecule: messenger RNA, 3104 nt
Organism: Sebastes umbrosus (honeycomb rockfish)
Lineage: Eukaryota; Metazoa; Chordata; Actinopteri; Perciformes; Sebastidae
Gene: pigq
Product: phosphatidylinositol glycan anchor biosynthesis, class Q
Exons: 14
Coding region: 458-2263 (601 amino acids)
Biological process (GO): GPI anchor biosynthetic process
Cellular component (GO): membrane; endoplasmic reticulum
Source: RefSeq, a predicted model, not a curated record